AUGGUCCAGUUCGCCGGAUCCUACCAGUUCGUCUCUGCGGACAACGACGAGGCCCUGCUGACGGCGCUGGGAGUAGCCGCGGCGAAGCGGAAGAUAGUGCUGAACCUCAAGCCUGAGGUCAACGUCAGCGUAGACGGCGACCACUGGACCAUCAGCACCGCUAGCGCCAUCCACUCCAGCAAGCGCGAGUUUGACCUGGGUCAGCCACAUCAGUUCACCGCGCAAGAUGGCAGGGCGGUGACCGGAACGGUCACCAAGGAGGGCAACAAACUGGUUGAGACGCAGAGACACGAGCAAGGCCUGGACCUGGAGAUCACGCGCGAGUUCACCGACUCGCAAAUGAUCAUGACCAGCAAGGUCGGCGACGUCGUAUCCGUGAGGGUACAUCAGAGGAAGUAG
Messenger RNA from Pollicipes pollicipes, 399 nucleotides. RefSeq names its product fatty acid-binding protein, muscle. The record is from RefSeq and is a predicted model, not a curated record. Bases 1 to 399 code for a protein of 132 amino acids. Gene Ontology annotation, molecular function: lipid binding. The transcript has a single exon. NCBI's taxonomy places the organism in Eukaryota, Metazoa, Arthropoda, Thecostraca, Pollicipedomorpha, Pollicipedidae.